GGCUCUCUCUCUCUCUCUCUCUCUAGAAGUUAUUCAGAAUUCAGUCACCGGAGAUUCGAAUUCGUCGCCGGAAAAUGGAGGAUCCGGCAAUCGAUCUUUUUCCGAAUUGCCGGAAUGAUGAUGUCAUGCUUACUUGCCUUCGCGCAGUUCGCGAGUUCUAGGCGUAUCUGCGAAACCCUAACCAAAAGCGAACAUUUUAGGUAGCAGAGUUUUGAAGCUAUUCCAUGCUUUGUCUCGCAAGUCCGAAGCAAAGUCUGAUUAUAAUAAUGAUAAUCCGCGAGAUAAAGUCGAAAAAUCCAGGUAGAGAAUGCGUAGAGACUUGUAAAUUAGAAUUCGGUAGCAAUUGUUAACUAACUAGCUCUGAGGACUGGAAAUGGAGCUUGAAAAUUGAUAUGAGCCUCCGUAAGUACUUGUCAUGCCUUUCACCAUGAAGAUUCAACCUAUCGAUUUUAACUCUCCGGAAGAGUCAAUUCCCAACGAGUUAGUAAAACCUGUAGCGAAAUCACGGUUCAAGCGGCUCUUUCAGCGGCAAUUCCCUAUCGUAUUGAGGAGUUCAGCGGCGGAGAAGAUCGGUGGCGUCGAGGAAUCACAUUGCAACAAGGAUGGUUCCGGUGAGUUCGAGCCGAGCUCUGUUUGCUUGGCGAAGAUGGUUCAGAAUUUCAUCGAAGACAACGACAGACAAUCGGCGACGGUGAGAUGUGGCCGGAAUGGAAACUGUAAUGAGAGUUCGGAGGAUGAAUUGGACUCUUUCAAUGGUUUCGGUGACUCAAACGUCGCAUCCUCUGGCGAUGCAUGUGAAGUUCUCAAGAGUUUGGUCCCUUGUGCAAGUGUUUCUGAAAGAAACCUGUUGGCGGAUACUUCGAAAAUCGUCGAGAAAAACAAAAUCUCCAGGCGAAAAGACGAUUAUUGCAGAAAGCUCGUCACAGAUGGGUUGUUAGCUCUCAGUUACGACGCUUCAAUCUGCAAAUCAAGAUGGGAAAAAUCGCCAUCCUAUCCCGCCGGAGAAUAUGAAUACGUGGAUGCGAUUGUAGAAGGCGAGCGGUUGAUAAUUGACAUUGAUUUCAGAUCAGAGUUCGAAAUUGCUCGGCCCACCAAGUCCUACAAAGCGAUCCUUCAAACUCUACCGUGUAUAUUCGUGGGAAAAGCUGAUCGUCUCCAGAGGAUUAUUUGCGUUGUAUCAGAGGCGGCGAAGCAGAGUCUGAAGAAGAAAGGAAUGCCUUUCCCACCUUGGAGAAAAGCAGAGUAUGUCAAAGCCAAAUGGCUCUCUCCCUACACUCGAACCACACCAACACUCGCACAGACUUGUCUCAGUUCAGAGCUCAACAUAACCCACGAAUCCGAUCUUAAAUCGGAGGAGAAAAAACCUUUGAUUCCCACGAAGAGCUCUUCCGGCGAAUUCGAACUGAUCUUUGGGGACACAGUCUCUCCUGUUGAGACUGAUCAUGAUGAUGCCGUGUUUACGCUGUCUGACAACAGUUCGGGUGAAGAAGAGAACGCGAUGGUGAAGAAAUGGGAACCACCGGAGAUCAAAUUCAAGAAUUCACAUGGUGGUGUGAAGAUCGUGACUGGAACAAAAAGAAGCAGAGAGGCACAACAACACAAGGCAAGGCUUCCCGUUGCAGGUUCUUGGAAGAAAGAGAGUAAAAGGAGAAGAGAAUCUGGUGAUGAAAAAACAGAGUAUGCAGAGGAAUUAAAAACUAUGGAAAUUGUUGGAUCUCAUCAGCUGAUCUGUACCUAUGCGUCAUCAUCAGUGGUAAACUUCUGGGGUUUUCUUUGAGGAUCAUGAUUCUGUGGAAAUUUAUUAUCGGUAUUUAUUUCUGUGUGUUUGCAAAUUCGGUGCUGCGAAGUGUUUAAUUCCGGGGCUUGGUUAGAGGUCUAUUAAUGCUUUGGUGGGCCUACCUUGAAGCAAACUCUUUACCGUUGUAUCUUUUUCAUGCAAGUCACAAAAAUUUAUUGAAUUUUAUUAAGUCUUUGUUUGGCAUUGUUUUUUUGUAUUGAGAUUUUUUUAGUCUCAUUUGAUUUAUUUUUUUAAUUUUUUGACUUUUGUGUGAGAAGAAGUGUAAUAAUUAUAGUUUGGAUAUGAUAUUUUGUCUUAUUAGUUUAUGAAGUCAAUUUUGUGUUA
This is a messenger RNA of Camellia sinensis, 2122 nucleotides long. RefSeq lists its product as uncharacterized. The record is from RefSeq and is a predicted model, not a curated record. NCBI's taxonomy places the organism in Eukaryota, Viridiplantae, Streptophyta, Magnoliopsida, Ericales, Theaceae.